GUCAUGUGAUCAGCUGUGUCCAAUCACAGCUGAUUGCAUGGGACAUGUACACUGAUCAUCAGGGCACUGAUGAUCAGUGUGCCCUGAUGAUCAGUGUAGCCCCAGCAAUGCUACCUGUCAGUGUCCAUCAAUACCAGCUGUCAGUGCUCAUCAAUGCCACCUGCCAGUGCCCAUCAGUGCCACACAGUGCACAUCAAUGCCACAUAUCAGUGCCCAUCUGAGCUGCCUUUCAUUGCCACAUAUCAGUGCCAGUCAGUGCCACUUAUCAGUGCUGCCAAACAGUGCCGCCUAUCAGUGCCAGUCAGUGCUACCUAUCACUGUGCAUCAGUG
This is a messenger RNA of Staurois parvus, 330 nucleotides long. The record is from the annotation of a GenBank genome assembly. NCBI's taxonomy places the organism in Eukaryota, Metazoa, Chordata, Amphibia, Anura, Ranidae.